Messenger RNA from Phanerochaete carnosa HHB-10118-sp, 2465 nucleotides. RefSeq lists its product as uncharacterized. The transcript has a single exon. Lineage: Eukaryota; Fungi; Basidiomycota; Agaricomycetes; Polyporales; Phanerochaetaceae. Gene Ontology annotation, molecular function: phosphopantetheine binding. Bases 311 to 1534 code for a protein of 407 amino acids. The record is from RefSeq and is a predicted model, not a curated record. Gene Ontology annotation, biological process: amino acid activation for nonribosomal peptide biosynthetic process; secondary metabolite biosynthetic process. Gene Ontology annotation, cellular component: cytoplasm.
CCAAAUCUAAUACCUCAUGUAGGGCGACGCUGUGAGAUGGGGCCCGGAUGGACACCUGCAUUUCAUCGGGAGGACGAACGCUGGUCAAGUCAAGAUCCGCGGGCAGCGACUGGAGCUUGCGGAGAUCGAGGCGGCCAUUCGCAGAACCGACUUAGCCAGCGAUGCCGCGGUCGUUUACCUCAAAUCCUACGGGGAUAAUAACGAUCUGCUUAUUGCGUAUGCUGUUGCUGCUGCACCAGUGCCACUCUCGGAGUCUCACGCUCCCUCCUCACGGCUACUCGAGACGCUGCGCGAAAGCCUCCCAUCAUUCAUGAUCCCCCACCUUGUGUGCUGGAUCCCGACUCUUCCUCUCUUGCCCAACGGCAAGGUGGACCGCUCCCAGCUCCGGGCCCGUGCUACCGUUGACGCCAAUACCAUGCUGAACGAUCACGCAGAGGAAGAAGGUUCAGAUGAACCCGGGGAUGAAGUCGAAGAGCGCCUCUGUAAGAUCAUAGAGGCUCUUCUCGGUCGCACACCAAUCCGCCGGUCUUCGAACUUCUUCGAUGCGGGCGGCCAUUCGCUCCUUGCCUCUCGCUUGGUAUUUCGGAUACAAGAGGCUUUCGACAUCCCGUUCACUCUGAUGAAUGUCUUCAACAUGCCUGUGAUCAAGGCAAUGGCGGACGAGAUCAAGCAAGCAAUAGCCACCAAGGUAUCCAAUCAGCCAUCGACGACUACUCCGACGACUACUCCGGUAUCUGAGAAGUUCCACAUACCCCCGGUGCUCGCCUUCUCCGAAGAACCUGACAAACUGUUCUUGUUCUGUAUUCCCAUGAUUACUGGUCUCGGCCACAUAUUCGCAGCGCUGUCUCGCUCUACCGACCUGUUCAACGUCGUCGCUCUCAACGAUCCUGGGUAUGUCGCACUCGACGAGUUCCCCCAAAAUCAGCCGUCGACAGGUCACGCCGGUACCCUGCGUAACUCGAGCAUGCACACGAUCGAGAGCCAGGCCAAGUACUACUACGCGCGGAUUGUCGAGGAGCUGGGGCGCAUCGGCAGUGCUACGCCCGGAAGCGCGCGGUUCAAUAUCCUAGGCUUCUCUUACGGUGGGAAUGUCGCAGUGGAGGUGGCACACCUUGCGCAGAGCGCUGGUUGGACCGUCAACCUCUUUGUGCUCGACUCGGAGGUGCACCUCAUGCAUGAGAUCGAGCAGAUGCAAACGUAUCUCGACAAGAUUGCGCGUGCAGUCCUUCCGAUGGCGAUGAGCGCCGUCGGGCUGCCUUUCGACGACAUGGGCGAGCAGGGCGCGCGCCUGAAGCACGACAUCGAGGUCCGCACCCUGGCCAACUCCCGUGCGCUUUAUGCGCAUGUGAUGCCGCGGUACGAGGGGCACGUCACGCUGUUCCGCGCGGAGUUGAACGUGAACCACGGUUUCGUCCCGCUCGUCGGCUCGUUGGAUGAGGUCGUGUUGCGCGGAGAUCAUUUCCGUCUGCUCGAUGAAAGGUCUGGAAACUUGUCUGUCAUCAGCACCAAGGUUUCCGAAGUCAUACACGCAUAGGCCUCGUCGUCGUUGCUCGAUAUUCGUACAUUUUGGCCGUAUUACAUCGUUAGUUAUUUUAUAUAUCAUCGAGUUCAUCCAUACGCAUACUGAUAAGCCGCUCAUGCGCAUUGGAACGAUCUGCGGCGACAUUCCGCAUAUCACGGGUCAAAGUACUCGGUUAUUGGUGUUGUCGCGUGCGUCAUUCGUGACGUCGGGACUGACGUCUCCUCCGAGACAGUCGUCCUGCACGAUCUCGAUCGACAUCGGCGACCGCCAAGUACCUGGACGACUGCUUUGCUGCGAACAUAGCUCUUGGGCGCUGCCGGGAUUUGUUCGUCCCGCGAUGUCUUCGACUUCCAGACUCUUUUACAAGAAAGCUUCUCGUAUGACGCGUCUCGUCUGCUCGACUGUCCCACUUUUCCCCUGCACGGAUCAGCAUAUCCUCCUUACACAACACUAGCAUAUCCACCAUGGUUCGCGCGCAGGGCUGAUGACCGUCUACACGGCCCUCAUCGCCAUCUCUGCUGUCAUCCCCUCCCGCUCUCCAAUGCCAUCGUGCGCUGGGCACAUGACCCCUCUCCGCAAGUGCAAUGCCCCUGCGUCGUGGAUGCGCGGGAUCCAGGCUACACCGUCUAAUCGAGGCUAUAGUGCUUGGAGCGUGCCGGGCUGGGGACGGUCUUAGGUCAGACCUAGUCUCGAUAUCCAUACCCUGCGUCUCGGUUCUAGCUUACCCAUUGAUUACCGGUAAGUGUCGGAGCUUUAACUCCCCUGCAGAACGCUUCCACUCUGCAGCGCGAUUUAAACUCCGCUUACUUUGAACCCUUUACUGCAAAAACUUACUUAGCCUGGGAACGAAUGGUCUGGAACCGAGACUACAUUAGACCAUAACAUGAGCUCAACGAUGUAUUUAGACAACAUGAUACCAACGCUUCUCUAUACUACUUGAAGC